AUUCACUGGAACUUCACUCUCGUCCGACCACGAUGAGGCCCACUGCUUCCCGUCUACUCAAUAUCCUUGUUCCUGUCAAACGGUCUGAUAGACUUUUAGACGAUUGACUAUGCAGUCAAGAUCCGGGUGAACCCCGACCAGAAGGGUGUGGACCUCAAUGUCAAACAUUCGAUGAACCCGUUCGAUGAGAUUGCUGUUGAGGAGGCCGUUAGACUUCGAGAGAAGCUCAAGGAUGCUGUCAAGUCUAUCAAAGUCGUCACAAUAGGCGGAACUAAGUCGCAGGAGACACUCCGAACUGCACUUGCCAUGGGUGCCGACUCGGGCAUUCAUGUCAGUCUUGCAGACUCUGAUCCAACACCAGAACCCCUUGGCGUUGCAAAAGCACUUCGAGCCGUGAUUGAGAGGGAGAAGGCGAAGACUCCCGUGGACCUGGUAAUUUUGGGCAAACAGGCUAUUGAUGAUGACUCGAGUCAGACUGGACAAAUGUUGGCGGGCUUGUUGAAUUGGCCUCAGGCCACGUUCGCAAGUAAGCUCGUCGUGGAUGCGGAGAAGAAGGAAGCGAAUGUGACGAGGGAGAUUGAUGGGGGUCUUGAGGAAUUGAAGUGUCGAUUGCCACUUGUGGUGACUACAGACCUUCGGCUCAACGAGCCACGUUACGCCUCCCUUCCAAACAUCAUGAAGGCAAAGAAGAAACCCAUUGAGAAAAUUACACCAGCUGACCUCGGCGUUGACCUCGCCCCACGUCUGGAGACUUUGAAGGUGGCAGAGCCACCAAAGCGUGUAGGCGGUGGAAAGGUCGAGAAUGUCGAUCAGCUCAUCGAGAAACUGAAGGAAGCUGGUAUCACCGCCGUGAAAGCGUGAUAUGGUGUUUGUACAUUCGUAUGAAUACUCAAUGCAUAAUCCUGCAGCAUCGUACUGGAGGUAAAAGGUAGAAUACACGUCCUUGAAAAGGAAGUUUGCAUCCUCAAUUCAACCCCCCUUGUCUCGUACUGGCAGAUCUAAAAUUAGCUUUAAACUCAAGGUUCUAAAUGCGGAUUUCAUAUGCUUGAACAUCUUACGUCCGUACCUUUGUCCGUACUCCGAUGUCGCCAUCGGUCGAGUCACUACUCGUUUUCAUUUCAAGCCGAAUUAUCAGCGUAUGCUUCGCAGAC
Molecule: messenger RNA, 1151 nt
Organism: Somion occarium
Lineage: Eukaryota; Fungi; Basidiomycota; Agaricomycetes; Polyporales; Cerrenaceae
Source: the annotation of a GenBank genome assembly